ACCUGACAAUCAUAAAUGAGAUUAUUUUCUUAAUAAAAAUUCAAGUGUAACUAACUAAUAUUAACUAUGGAUCUGACAGAGGCAGUUAGAUCUGUUUAUUUGGUAUAAUGUUUGGUUUUCAGUAUUCUGAGAUGUCUCAAUUUUCAGCGAGCCCUGUUUUAUAAAACAACAGAUGCCUGCCGGAGAGUUGAACAGUGAGGUUGUUUCUCUCUUAGAGGGUGGGUCGAAUGAAGAAAUAGUUGCAGGGAAUGGCGUAAAGAAGUAUUUUUUGCCGGGGGAAUCGUUCAAGUGCUGGAGCAACUAUGGAAACGCUCUUUUGCAAACGCCCCAACGCUUCAAAGAACGUGCGCUUUCGAGGGCAGAUGAGAAGAAAGAGGCGGAAGAGAUCAGAAAGAGGAGUGAGAAUGAUAUGAGGAGGACUCUCAACUGGUGGGAUUUAACCUGGUUUGGAUUCGGCGCAGUCAUCGGAACAGGGAUUUUUGUGCUCACUGGACAGGAAGCCCACGAGGACGCAGGCCCCGCCAUUGUUAUAUCCUAUGCUCUCUCUGGAUUCUCCGCGAUGCUUUCUGUCUUCUGUUACACUGAAUUCGCAGUCGAAAUUCCUGUUGCGGGCGGCUCAUUUGCAUACCUGCGGGUGGAGCUGGGAGACUUGGCAGCAUUCAUAGCCGCAGGAAACAUAAUCUUGGAGUCCAUAGUAGGCGCAGCGGCUGUGGCUCGAUCCUGGACCUCUUAUUUCGCCACUCUCCUCAACCACUCCCCUGAUGAUUUUCGCAUCCACACAAACCUGGCCUCAGGUUUCAACCUCCUCGACCCCAUUGCAGUCGCUGUCCUCCUCUUGGCCUCCGUAGCCGCCAUUGUUAGCACGCGAUUUGCAUCCUAUCUCAACUGGAUCGCCUCCGCCGUCAAUACCCUUGUCAUCCUCUUCAUCAUCAUCGCCGGCUUUAUGAACGCCAACACCUUCAAUCUGAGCCCCUUCUUUCCCUACGGCGUCAAGGGUGUCUUCAGAGCAGCAGCUGUUGUGUACUUCGCGUAUACAGGCUUCGACGCCAUUGCCACCAUGGCAGAAGAAACGAAAAACCCAUCUAGAGAUAUUCCCCUGGGUUUGCUCGGCUCCAUGUCGGCCAUAACUGUGAUAUACUGUCUCAUGGCACUGGUUCUCGUUCUCAUGCAAAGUUACAUUGAUUUAGACGUCAAUGCUGCCUAUUCCUUGGCAUUCCAAAGCAUUGGUUGGAAAUGGGCAAAAUAUCUGGUAGCCCUAGGAGCUCUGAAAGGAAUUACUACUGUUUUAUUAGUGGGCGCAGUGGGACAGGCAAGGUAUACGACUCACAUCGCCAGAACACACAUGAUUCCUCCUUGGUUUGGCUUAGUGAACGAGAAAACUGGUACGCCUAUCAACGCAACGGCUUCAAUGGCAAUUGCUACCUCAUUGGUGGCCUUCUUUUCAAGCCUAGAUGUGCUUUCUAACCUUCUCUCCAUCAGCACUCUGUUCAUAUUCAUGCUCAUGUCUGUUGCUCUGCUUGUGAGAAGACAUUAUGUCAAGGAGAAAACUUCCAGAAAACAUGUUUUUUUGUUGACAACUUUCAUUAUUAUAAUUAUAUGCUCGUCUGCAGCGACUGCUGCCUACUGGGCCGUGUCCAGUGGAUGGAUUGGGUAUUGCAUUACUCUUCCUGUCUGGUUUUUGGCCACUGUGGGUCUGGCUGUGUUUGUGCCACAGUGUAGAGAGGCCAAAGUGUGGGGGGUGCCUCUGGUUCCAUGGCUCCCUUCGCUGUCAAUUUGUAUCAAUUUGUUUCUCAUGGGGUCAUUGGAUUAUAUGUCGUUCAUCAGAUUUGGGAUUUGCACGGUGAUAAUGUUGGUGUAUUAUGUUUUUCUUGGACUCCAUGCCUCGUUUGAUGCGUCUCAUGUUGUGGGUGUUACUUAAGAGAAUGGAGGAGAAAGCAAUGCAAAGAAAUGUGAAAUUUUAUUUUGCAAUACUCUGAGAACUUUGUAUGAAAAUGUGUGACGAUAUCUGAUAUAAUUAGAUUUCUAUAUUCCUUGCAAAUA
This is a messenger RNA of Cryptomeria japonica (Japanese cedar), 2040 nucleotides long. RefSeq names its product cationic amino acid transporter 5. Gene Ontology annotation, biological process: transmembrane transport; amino acid transport. The transcript is spliced from 2 exons. Gene Ontology annotation, cellular component: plasma membrane. Lineage: Eukaryota; Viridiplantae; Streptophyta; Pinopsida; Cupressales; Cupressaceae. Bases 173 to 1918 code for a protein of 581 amino acids. Gene Ontology annotation, molecular function: L-glutamate transmembrane transporter activity; L-lysine transmembrane transporter activity. The record is from RefSeq and is a predicted model, not a curated record.